CAGCAGCACGGAGCGGCCCAGGACUCCUCCACAUCUGGUGGGGCUGCAGCCUCCCCUUCAGCCAGACGCGGCAGGGACCAUGAAUGAGUCCUAUCGCUGCCGCGCGUUCACUUGGGUGGAAGAGGGCUCCUCUGCGGUAAUGUGCGGUGUACUCUUCGGUGCGGGGCUGCUGGGCAACCUGCUGGCGCUGGUGCUGCUGGCGCGCUCCGGGUUAGGGCCCUGCCGGCCGCGGCCACUGCGCCCGCCGCCCUCGGUCUUCUACGUGCUGGUGUGUGGUUUGACCGUCACCGACUUGCUGGGCAAGUGUCUGGUCAGCCCGGUGGUCCUGGCUGCGUACGCGCAAAACCGGAGCCUACAGGGGCUGCUGCCUCUCCCAGGCAAUCAGUUGUGUCAAGCCUUCGCCUUCAUCAUGUCCUUCUUUGGGCUAGCCUCGACAUUACAAUUGCUGGCCAUGGCGCUGGAGUGCUGGCUGUCUCUAGGACACCCCUUCUUCUACCAAAGACACAUCACCCUGCGCCGAGGAGUACUGGUGGCGCCCGCUGUGGGUGCCUUCUGCUUGGUUUUCUGCUCGCUCCCCUUCGCCGGGUUUGGAAAGUUCGUGCAAUACUGUCCCGGCACCUGGUGCUUCAUCCAGAUGGUCCAUAAGAAUCGCUCAGUUUCCGUGGUCGGCUUCUCUGUGCUCUACUCCAGCCUCAUGGCGCUGCUGGUCCUUGCGACCGUGCUGUGCAACCUGGGCGCCAUGUACAACCUCUAUGCCAUGCACAGGCGCCUGAGGCACUACCCUCGCUGCUGUCCCAGGGACCGCGCGCAGCCAGACUCUGGCUACAGACAGGCGGCCCCGCAUCCCCUGGAGGAGAUGGACCACUUGGUGCUGCUGGCUCUCAUGACAGUGCUCUUCACCAUGUGUUCCCUGCCUUUAAUUUUCCGCGCUUACCACGGAGCCUUUAAACUUGCAGGCACAGCUGAAGGCGACUCAGAUGACCUCCAAGCCUUGCGUUUUCUAUCUGUGAUUUCAAUCGUGGACCCCUGGAUUUUCAUCAUUUUCAGGACUUCAGUAUUCAGGAUGUUGUUUCACAAGAUUUUCAUACGACCUCUGAUAUCCAGGAACUGGCACGGCAAUUCCUGCCAAACCAGUAAGGAGUCUGCUCUAUGA
Acomys russatus (golden spiny mouse) is the source of this 1153-nucleotide messenger RNA. RefSeq names its product prostaglandin D2 receptor (gene Ptgdr). Gene Ontology annotation, cellular component: plasma membrane. NCBI's taxonomy places the organism in Eukaryota, Metazoa, Chordata, Mammalia, Rodentia, Muridae. The coding region runs from base 80 to 1153 and encodes 357 amino acids. Gene Ontology annotation, biological process: G protein-coupled receptor signaling pathway; inflammatory response; positive regulation of cytosolic calcium ion concentration. The transcript has 2 exons. The record is from RefSeq and is a predicted model, not a curated record. Gene Ontology annotation, molecular function: prostaglandin D receptor activity.